Acyrthosiphon pisum (pea aphid) is the source of this 1410-nucleotide messenger RNA. Its product is annotated as SAC3 domain-containing protein 1. The transcript is spliced from 8 exons. Gene Ontology annotation, cellular component: centrosome; spindle; nucleus. Gene Ontology annotation, biological process: spindle assembly; centrosome duplication. The coding region runs from base 342 to 1313 and encodes 323 amino acids. The record is from RefSeq and is a predicted model, not a curated record. Lineage: Eukaryota; Metazoa; Arthropoda; Insecta; Hemiptera; Aphididae.
GGAGAAUCUGUGAUAAAGAUAUUUUUGUAACGAACAACCACGAUUUAAGAUAAAUCGUGCAAACAACUGAACAAAGUUUAUUGAUAUUAUACACCUUGGACCUAAAACAUUUUCAAUUUCAUAUUUUCAUAAUAUAGUUAUUUUCAAUUCACAAUAGCACAAGAUUACAGAUUAAUUGAUACAACUGAAACUAAGACGGACUGGUUGCUGGGAAUAUAAAAUAUUUAAUAUUUUAGCAGAUCGUGGAUGGAUGGUGUAAUACUGUAAUAGGUAGUUUUAUUCUGUAUUUCUGUUGUAAUAGUACCUACAGAAAUAACGAAACAAAUGAAAUAUAGCUUACAAUGUUACCGGUGAAAGGAAUAUGCAUGGAAAUGUGUCCAAAAGAGGAAAUGAUGAUGAGAAAAUCUAAGAGACUUGUACACCAGUUGGAAUGUAAUCCUCAUAAAAUGGUUAAAUGUUUUAGCCGUUCAGCUGCUGGUAAUUCAUUAAGUAAACCUCAUAUUUUAAGACCACCGUCAGUUCUAAUGAAUACUGUAUCAUAUCUUUUGAAUGAGGUGCUCACAAUUGAAAAUGUACCAUUUAAUAUUGUUUAUGAUUUUAUUGAUGACCGUUUAAAUUCUAUAAGACAAGAUGCUACUAUACAAGCCGUGUCUAAUCAAGAUUGGAUGGCUAUUUUGCCACCUAUUAUUCGUUUUCAUGCAUAUGCAGCUUAUAAAUGUUAUGAAUAUGAUGUAAAUUCAUUCGAUCCAUUUUUAAAUAUGAAGCAUUUUCAUGAAAGCAUAUUUAAAAUUGUUAAAAUAUUAUUAGAGGACUCUGACGAAUCAACAAAUGAGCUUUGUUCGGAAAUGGUAUCUCUUCUGAUUGUUACUAAUUUAGGUGAUUACAAUGUUCUUCAACAAGCUUUGCCGUUUAUAUCAAAGAAAAAUACUUUAAUCAAAAUGGCAGUGCUACUAUCACUGAAUAUUAUGAACGGUAAUUUUGGACAGUUAUUUGAAACAUACAAUACAUUUCCAGCAAUGCAUCAGUGUGUUAUUUGUGUACAAUUACCAAUACUAAGAAAGAACAUAUUAAAAUCAAUGUGUAUGGGUUUUAAUUGUAAAAAUAAUUACUUUCCAAUUUCAAUCUUAUCUAAAAUGUUGCUGCACAAUGAACCUCAAGAAACCAUUAAAGAGUGUCAACAUUACUGUUUAACUGUAGUUGAUGAUAAAGUGGAAUUAUCAAAGUCGUCAUUUAAUAAUGAAGUUGAUGAGUUACAUUUGAAAAAGGAGAUCAAAUUCAGAGUUAAUGUAUCAACCAUGGUUCUUAAUAUCUAAAAGCAAGAUAUUAUUUUAAGUGUUUGUAAGUAUUAUGUAAUAUUUAGUGAAAUUUUUAUGUAUUACAAUAUUUUAUCUGAAAUGUGUAUUUAUUGAU